This is a messenger RNA of Lytechinus pictus (painted urchin), 4280 nucleotides long. RefSeq names its product zinc finger TRAF-type-containing protein 1-B-like. The coding region runs from base 17 to 634 and encodes 205 amino acids. Gene Ontology annotation, cellular component: nucleus. The record is from RefSeq and is a predicted model, not a curated record. The transcript has 3 exons. Lineage: Eukaryota; Metazoa; Echinodermata; Echinoidea; Temnopleuroida; Toxopneustidae.
UGAAUCGUUGACUAAAAUGCAUAUGAACAGGGUAACAAAGUGUAAGUACUAUCAGAUUGGUUGUUCCUGGCAAGGACCACACCAUGGUUUGGAGGGGCAUGAAGACGGGUGUGCCUAUCCCAAAAAGACUGGUAGUGAGGUACUGGAGGCCAUUCAACAGAAGGAAUCCGGGAGGGAUGAGGAUACUAAGGUCCUGAGGAAUGUUGUCAAGCUCUUGUCCUAUGAGAAGAUCACUUUCAAUGAUUUGCAGUUGAGGCCAUACCGUACAGACGAUUUCAUCACCAAGCUGUACUACGAAACUAGUCGUUUCUCUGCCCUCAACCAGCAAUGGGUAGUCAAAGCCAGGGUUAACGAUGACGAGAGGAAUCCAUCUCAUACACUAGAGCGUCGUAUCGCCUUCCAACUCUCUCUUAAGAGCCGUAUCACCUCCAACCUUGUCAUGCAAUUUAUGAUCCUCAAUGGGCCUUUCAGUGAUGCUAAGAUUGAGCCGCAUGUAUAUCGCUUUGAAUUCACCCCAGAGAAGACAGAUAGUCCCUACAAUAACAUCCCCCUGAUUGACUCGGCAGAAUGCAACAAAAUCCUGGCAUCCAAGACUAUCAACGUCAGAGUUAUCAUGUUCCAAAUACCAAAAUAAAGAGCGGACAGGACCAACAACUAAAAUCACAAAAAUUCAUCAUCUUUGAGAAAUGCUUGCAAGAGAGCAUGAUUGGCACAAAGCAAACAUUCACAAUAGAAGCAAUCGUCUUAAAGAUCCCCCUUCUUGAAAGCGAAAUUAGAUUAUUUUCCUCAUGAAAUAAGAUGUGUGCAUGAAAUAUCAAGUAGCGCCUGCUAAUAAAAAAUGUUGCAAGAUAAAAAACAAAUACAUAUGCAAGAGAAAAUCACAAGCUAAAGUAAAAAAUAAAAAAUUGUUCCUACCACAAAAAUAUAUGAUCAUUUUGCCAUAGAUUCUACAAUUAACCUGACAUGAAAUCACGUGGUAAAUAACUAUUCCUCCAUGCAUUCACGGCAAACCUUUAUCUGUUGGUUCCGGCUCCAGUGUGUAAUAAAACGCGAAUGGACUUGUACAUAGACUGUAUAUUAUACUGCACUGUACUGGCAUGAUGUAUAUACAUUAUACAGGAGAGGAGGUGUAAUUUUGUAAGAAAAAAGGUGUAUUUUUAUGAGGAAAUCUAUUGAUGCACUCAGUGUGAACUCAGGCCUAAAAUUUUUGUAGGAAGUAUAGCAGUGUCGUCCAUUUGAUGGAAUAAAGAGAUGUAGAAAAUAGCAAGGAUACAUUUUCAUUUUUCCAUUUACAGUAGUUUGAAAAAGUAGAUCACAAGCUUUAGAAUGGUUUAUAACCUGUCAAAAUUGAUCACCUAAUGAUCAUACUUCCUUCAAUCAGAAUGGGGAGAGAAGAGGAAUGCAAGUUUGAGACUCAUUCUUGCAUGGGAUGUGUUGAAACUCACAACAGUCCAUGACAGUAUAGCCUUUAAAGAAAUGCUGGUUUCUUGUUUUGGGUUUGAUUUUAUGGCUCCAUAUUUGCAUAUUAGGUAGAUGAAUGGUUACCUCUUUCUGAUGAGCUGAUUUUCCUAUAUUUUUAUUUUCUAAAUCCAAAAUUUAUAUUUUUAACUUCUUAAAGGGAUUCUUAUGAAUUUUAACUGGAUGGUCAUAUAUAUUUCACCUACAUUAUACAAUGAUUGAAGAAAUUAUCCUCAUGGUUCUUUUGUCUCUUUUCACUAUUUGUUGGAAGUCAAAAAUGAGGAAGAGAAAAUUGCAGUUGUAAAGUAACAUUUUGCCCCAAAAAUAUAAUAGAAAAAGAAAGAAAAUAAAACAGCUGUAAAAUAGUGAGCUUAGAUAGCCCCUAAAAUAUAGUUGGUAUUGAUAAACUUGCUUAUGCCUCAUUAUGAUAGUAGACAAUUCCUGCAUGAUUUUCUUUUCUACUUAUAACAUCAGUACAAGAAAUGAAGAAUUUAAAAUCAAACUGAACAAUAGUGACAAUAUUGAGGUGCAUUGUAAAUAAGACAGAUGAUGAUCUGCUAAACUUAAAUUAGAUCAAAUAAACAAUAUUUCUUCUUGAUCCUGUUGGAUGUAUAAUGCUUUUUACAGAUAUUAUAUGUUUGUAAUAGAAUAUUGUGUGUAUGUACAUACAGACAUAUCCUUCCCAAUUAUUGUACAUUUUUCUUGUUAAUAUUACUAACUAAAUAUUUAUUGCAUCAUAAAUGAUUUAAAGUCUAUAUGUAGCAAAUUAGAAAGAUAUAGCAAUACAGAGUAUUAUGUUUUGUGUUCAGUGUACUAGUGAUCAUAAUGUCUGGUGGGUGUAUGUUUCCAAGAUACUAAAACAUAAGUUUAACAUUAAUUAAUAAAUUAUUCAACUGGCUUUUAGAUUUGAAAUAUUAAAUCAGACCAUGUAGAACUAGGACUCAAAUUUAUCAAGAAUGAACAUAUUUUAUACUUUCUGCUGGUAGCAUUUUAAUCAAUUAAUAUUCAAAUUAUAUAGCCUGCAAAAUAUGAAGUAAUGUUUUUAUUAUGAUUGAAAAGAUUGGAUUAUUGGGUGAUUUGCAAUUUAAUACUUCAGAUUGAAAGGUAUUCUUUGAAUGUAUGGGCAUUAUAUAGAAAUGGAACAGUGAAUGUGUAUUGAAGAUAUUUGACAGUAGUAGACGCUAAAAGGGUAAGAUCAUUCUAAAUUCAGUGAGGAUUUAUCUUAUCCGUUGCCCCUUGCUGCCUCUAUUUGAUUACAUAAUCACAAAUAUUUUAAUCUCCCUAAUCCACUUCAGGGAAAUAGGAUUAGAGUUGUACCAUGAGAGUAAUUACAGUCUGACUAAUUAGAAUUAUAAUUAUAUUAUAUAAUAUGAUAAUUGUUUAACCCAAUUUAGAUUGAAAAUGAUUAUUCUCACAGACCCAUACAUAGGUACUUACCAUUUGCCCAAGUUGAUUUGGUUCAGGCCUGCAUUGAAACUCUUUAUUGCGUUUUAGAAAAAAAAAAUCAUUUUAUUUAUUUAUGCACAUCUGAUCAUUACUAUAUUAUAUUGAAUUUUUAUUCUUCUUACAGGAUAAUUUUUUUGAUGAAAAUAGUAUAAGAAAAUGUACAUAUAUAUUAUUUAUUAAUAUAUCAUUUAUGCCAAAUAGAACUUCAUUAUCAUAAUGUAUAAAUAUUCAUGUUUUAUCAGGGUAAUUCUGCAGAAUAGAAAACUUGUAAUAUGGAUGAAAUUGUGUUCAAUGCAUUGCAUACAGGGGUAUCAGAGAAAUGUAGGCUUUGUAAAGCAAGCAUUAAUUUGACAGCAUUUUAAAAACUUAACACAUGAUUCCAGGAAACAGAUUAACCCCAGGAAGUGUGACUCACCAUCAAGUUCACAUAAUUUUGACUUUAAAAAAAAUGUUUAUUAAUACCACCCAAGCUAUGGUUUUGUGUUCAGGAUUUGUGUUUUACAAGAUGGAUGUAAAGUUUGAAUGAUGUGGUCUAGUGCAAGACUGAUAUGAUUGAUGAAUAUGCUGCUUUUAGUCAUUAGACAUGAAACAACUUCUUGCCAUGUAUGAUAUUCCAGCAUAGAAAUAUUUUGUGUGGUAGACGUUUUAAAUGCUGUUUUACUCUUUCUGUACUCUGUGAUCCUUGUUGCUAUAGAAAAGUAUAGAACAUAACUUGAUUUUUUACAAACCCUCAAUUUAAUGGAACAUUCAUGAGGUUUAGAUAAUUUCAUAGUAUUCUCUUUUUUAAAAUCUAUAUUUACAUCUAUUAUUAAUACAAAAGAUAUAUACAAAAAUUGGCAUUAUGUUACAUAUUAAAAGUAUAUUUUCUAAUGUAGAUUUUUAAGUGCUAUAGGUUCGCUGGAUAAAAGUAAAAACUCUGAAGAACAGAAAUAUAUGAUAAAUGAUCUAUAAAUUAUGAUGGAACUAUCAUACUUUCAUUCACCUUUCACACUUGGAGAUAUUUUGCUCUCAGAACUAUUUAUCAAACCAUGCAGUUUUAAUACUUAUGCUUGAUAAAUCAGAAUAUUGAAAAAUAGUUACGAACAGGAUAUGUGCUUAGUUCACAAUUUAUAUGACAAGGGAAGCAAAUUAUAUUUGGAGCUUGGCAAUGCAAAACUUACAUGUAAAUGAUGUACAUCCCUAGGAUUGACAGGAUUGUUACUUGCCUGAAAGCCAUUCAUCAAGUACAUAUUUCUUUUAUGAAUCUUGAAAGGCGUGGUAUGCAUAUUAUGCUCAUUAAUGAGCAUAUAAUGAAAUUAUGUCCCAAAGCUUUGUGCUUGUGUAUCAUUACUUGUCAAUAAAGUAUAUUGCAUUAUCUCAUAAUGUGAAUAAUGUCA